CUCCGGUUUAAUCCGGUUUACAAUUCGGUUUCCGUUUCUUCUCCAACUAAAGCAAGCUAUAAAAAUGGCGAAUAUAACCAUCACGAAGCUUUCUCUCCUCUCUUCUUCUUCUUCUUCUUCUUCUUCUUCUUCUUCUUCGUCUCUGCAUUUAAUGUUGGUUUGAAUACGACGCUUCGUCUUCAACUUUCUCCAAGCUACGUUCCGAGGAAAGCUUUAUACGUAUAUAUUACAGAGGUUUAUACGUUAAUACAAAUGCCAGCUUUAGGUGAGAUACUUUUGGUUCCAGAAACUGAUAAAGGAAAGAGUGAAGACGUUGUUGAGGUUUCAGAGGAUGAGAAGAUCACAAGAACUCGUUCUAGAUCUUUGAAGAAGAAAGCAAUCAAAGCUUCGAGUAAAUUGACACAUAGUUUAAGGAAAAGAGGGAAGCGUGUUGCUGAUCAGUAUGCACCUAUUGUGAUUGAGGAUGUGAGGGAUGAAGAAGAGGAGAAAGCAGUUAAUGUGUUUAGAAUAGCUUUGGUUUCUCUUGAUUUGCUUCCAUCUCGUCACGAUGAUUAUCAUACAAUGUUGAGAUUCUUGAAGGCGAGGAGAUUUGAUAUUGAUAAAGCUGUUCAGAUGUGGGAAGAAAUGCUAAAGUGGAGGAAAGAGAAUGGAGUUGAUACUAUAAUGCAGGAUUUUGUUUAUGAUGAGUACGAAGAAGUACAACAGUACUAUCCACAUGGUUACCAUGGUGUAGAUAGAGAUGGCCGGCCUGUCUACAUUGAACGGCUUGGUAAAAUUGACCCCGGAAAGCUAAUGAAGGUUACCACAUUGGAGCGUUUCUUGAGAUAUCAUGUACAGGGUUUUGAAAAGACUUUUUCUGAGAAGUUUCCAGCCUGCUCGAUCGCAGCAAAGAGGCACAUAAAUUCUUCGACAACCAUAAUAGAUGUGCAUGGAGUGAGCUGGAUGAGCUUUAGAAAAUUAGCUCAGGACCUUGUAAUGCGAAUGCAGAAAAUUGAUGGUGACAACUAUCCUGAGACAUUGAAUCAGAUGUACAUUAUUAAUGCUGGAAGCGGAUUCAAGCUUAUAUGGAACACAGUGAAAGGCUUUCUCGACCCUAAAACUACUUCUAAGAUACAUGUUUUGGGAAACAAAUUUCGCAGUCACCUUCUUGAGAUUAUAGAUCCAAGUGAGCUUCCCGAGUUUCUGGGAGGAAGUUGUUUGUGUGUAAAUGAGGGUGGGUGUAUGCGAUUCAACAAGGGGCCUUGGAAUGACCCGGAGAUAAUGAAAUUGGUGCGUUCGAGAGAUGCAAUGUACAAAACAAAAGAACAAGGGCUCUUGGAGAAUGGAGAAGUAGCUAAAUUAUUUGCUUUGCGGCAGCAUUUAAACACAGAAAUAUCGUCACCUGAUAGAGGUCAAGCUAGGGAGAGAGAAUCGCAUUCUGAACAUGACAAACGUGCUCAGUUGAGCAAUCAAGCUGAAGCAGUUGGUGUUGGGAGAAUGGAACAGUCUGAUUCAACAGAUCAAUUACCCAGUAAUCUGACAGUAGAAAGUAACUCUCUUCAGAAGGUUGCAAACUUAAGUUAG
Camelina sativa (false flax) is the source of this 1563-nucleotide messenger RNA. NCBI's taxonomy places the organism in Eukaryota, Viridiplantae, Streptophyta, Magnoliopsida, Brassicales, Brassicaceae. The record is from RefSeq and is a predicted model, not a curated record.